ACCCUCUAUACUGCUCUGGGCUCAUCAUAUUCUCCGUGCGGCCUGAUCGCACAUUUGCAGGCCGUCUGCUCCGAAGCUCCUCCCCCGCAUCUCUCCUUUCGCCCCCACCUCUCUCCGGCGCACGGCUCCGACGCGAUGGCCGCCCCACUCCGGCGGGUCUUCCCCUCCCUCGGCCGGGCCCUGCUCUCGCCUACGCCGGCGCGGAUGCUCUCCGCGGAGGCCUCCGAUGCCCUCGUGGAGAUCAAGCCCGGGGAGAUCGGCAUGGUCUCCGGGAUCCCCGAGGAGCACCUCCGCCGCAAGGUUCUAAUCUAUUCACCAGCUAGGACUGCAUCUCAGCAAGGUUCUGGCAAAGUCGGGAGGUGGAAAAUCAAUUUCGUGUCAACCCAAAAGUGGGAGAACCCAUUGAUGGGAUGGACAUCGACUGGUGAUCCGUAUGCUAAUGUUGGUGAAGCUGGACUUACGUUUGACAGUGCCGAGUCAGCGAAGGCAUUUGCUGAAAAACACGGAUGGGAAUAUGUGGUUAGGAAGCGCCAUACACCUCUUCUGAAGCCCAAAACGUACGCAGAGAACUUCAAGUGGAAGGGCCCCCCGAAGACGGAGGAAGCAGCCUGAGCUGUGGAUUUGUAUGUUGUGUGGAGAUUUUUCAAAAGAUGUUCUUUUCCUCUGCCGCUCGUGCUGAUUUUACUUUGUUCAAUACCUGUCGUGCAAUAUGAGCUAGAACAUGUCCUCAUCAAACGUGUAAUAAGCACGCAUUGCAACUGAACUUGUCGGUCAUCUCAUCAAAAUGUUUGUUAACUCCA
Messenger RNA from Aegilops tauschii subsp. strangulata, 800 nucleotides. Its product is annotated as NADH dehydrogenase [ubiquinone] iron-sulfur protein 4, mitochondrial. The record is from RefSeq and is a predicted model, not a curated record. Gene Ontology annotation, biological process: electron transport chain. NCBI's taxonomy places the organism in Eukaryota, Viridiplantae, Streptophyta, Magnoliopsida, Poales, Poaceae.